Homalodisca vitripennis (glassy-winged sharpshooter) is the source of this 758-nucleotide messenger RNA. Its product is annotated as dachshund homolog 1-like. NCBI's taxonomy places the organism in Eukaryota, Metazoa, Arthropoda, Insecta, Hemiptera, Cicadellidae. The coding region runs from base 108 to 542 and encodes 144 amino acids. The record is from RefSeq and is a predicted model, not a curated record. The transcript is spliced from 3 exons.
CAGAUCGGUCUCAGUACUGUUUCUCCUUGCACUCAACCUUGUCCUGGGUUUCCUGGAGGAGCAGGAUAUAUAAGGUGGGGGCGGCAAGGAGAGGAUAACACAACAAGAUGUGUACUUGUGUAGGUCUUCUCGUUCUGGGGGCGGUCGCAGCGGUAUUAGCCACCCCUCUGCCACAGAGGGAGGAACGGUCAGCAUCGCUAGGUGAGCUAGGGGGCCUAAACGUAGCUCAGCGCAAGGGGAAGAACCAGAGGUACGGAGGAGGGUAUGGAGGGUACGAUGGGUACCGACCCAACAGGGGUGGCAGCGGAGCAGGCAGCUCAGCAUCAUCCUCCGCCAACACCAACGCCAACACGGGUAGCCACGGGGGCGGAGGCCUCAGCCAGGCCCAGGCGCAGGCGCAGGCCCAGUCGCAGUCGCAAAGUCACUCUUCAAACCUCGGCUUGGGGCCCUUCUCCGCCAGUAUCAGCAACAGCCAAAGUCAGGCCCAAUCCAACAGCGGGGCCUUCGCCAAACCCGGCAAUGGAGCGUUCUACGACUACUAAACAUGAUUUCAUCUCUCCAGCACCUUAUUUAUCAACUCAUUCAUAAGUUAUUGUUGUGUUCGCAUGAGUACAAAUAUCUAUGUAUAAAUAAGUAAUUUAUUAUUUAAUAAUUAUUUAUUAUAUAAUUUAUUAACUAAUAAUAUAAAUACUACUUAAUAAUAAAGUGAUAAGGCUAAUACAAUUUAGCCUGUAAAAUAAAUGCCACUAUGAAAUAAU